CUCGCUAUAUAAAACCCCGGGCGAGGACGUCGACGAAGCCUGCGCUCGCGUGUUGCUGGAUUAAUCUUCGCAGCCGGUUCCAGGACGGCAGAGUUAGUACCCCGUACAAUCCAUACCCAUACAACAUACCGGAUAAUGUCUCUAAUGUCGACCUGAACGAAAUAUUGACCCUCUCCCAUCCACACGCGCACGGCUCAGCAACAGCAAAACUUGACGUGCCUAUCUGUGACACUAUCAGACUGUGUAGGACGAGAACGAAUAAACCAUCCCGGGGUAGAAAUGGCGUCUGAAAAGAAAGAUAUCGAUGCGAUCAAUGUUGGUUCGACUCGAUUGUCAGUGGGAGAGAGUGAUGGUGAAAAUGCGCCGAUUGCAGAUGUCUUUCAGAAUGCGAAAGCUGCCACGGACAAGGAACGAAAAAUGACGCUGCUGCAAGGAAUAAGGCUCUAUCCGAAAGCACUAGCAUGGAGCAUCUUGAUCUCAACAUGCAUUGUCAUGGAAGGCUACGACAUCAGUUUGAUAAGCAACUUUUAUGCUUUUAGGCAAUUUAACCAAAAGUUUGGAGUACCGCUAGAAGAUGGGACUUACCAAGUUCCAGCGCCUUGGCAAGCUGGUCUCAGCAAUGGUGCAGCUGUAGGUGAGAUAUUCGGCUUAUUCCUGAAUGGUUGGGUCUCGGAACGCUUUGGUUAUCGGUGGACAAUCCUGGGAUCUCUGGCCUGGUUGGCUGCCUUUAUAUCCCUCUUCUUUACCGCUCAGAACGUACAAACUCUUCUUGCAGGUGAAAUCCUCUGUGGCAUUCCGUGGGGUGUAUUCCAGACCCUUACCAUCACCUAUGCCUCCGAGGUGUGCCCCGUAGCACUACGUGGUUACCUGACAACCUAUGUUAAUCUCUGCUGGGGACUUGGGCAGCUCAUAGGCAUAGGAGUAAUCCGGUCAAUGUUGGAUCGAGAAGAUGAAUGGUCCUUCAGAAUACCCUAUGCACUACAGUGGAUGUGGCCAUUACCCCUCGCAAUUGCAAUUUACAUGGCCCCAGAAUCACCAUGGUGGUUAGUCAGGAAGGGUCGCAUUGCAGAUGCGAAACGCUCGCUUCUCCGGCUGACUAGUCGGAGUGAUGAGAGUGAUUUCAACGCCGAUGAGACCAUUGCGAUGAUGCUUCAUACAACAGCUUUGGAGGCUAAAAUUACACGUGGAGCCACCUACUGGGACUGCUUUAAGGGAACAGACCUACGUCGGACGGAAAUCGUAUGCAUGGCCUGGGCUAUGCAGAACCUUAGCGGCAACUCCUUUUCGAAUUAUUCGACGUACUUCCUGGAACAGGCGGGAUUGUCCUCAUCUCAUGCCUACUCGUUUGCUAUGGGGCAGUACGCUAUUAAUAUGGUUGGAGUCUUUGGUGCUUGGGGCCUAAUGUCCUUCGGGAUUGGCCGGAGGACCCUCUACCUUGCUGGUCUAUGUGGCCUUUGCACCAUGCUGAUGGUUAUGGGAUUCCUCGGCCUGGUGCCACAGUCACACAGGAACGCGGGAUCGCUUGCUACCGGGAGUAUGAUGAUCGUUUGGGCUUUGUUCUAUCAGCUCUCUGUUGGCACGGUUACCUAUUCGAUUGUGUCCGAACUUUCAACACGGAGACUCCAGAUCAAGACCAUUGUGCUAGGCCGAAACUUAUACAACAUUGUUGCAAUUAUAUGCAACGUUUUGACUCCUUUCAUGCUCAAUCCUAGCGCAUGGGACUGGGGUAACUAUGCCGGUUUCUUCUGGGGAGGCAUCUGCUUCUGCUGCGUCGUCUACAGUUACUUCCGCCUCCCGGAACCUCAGGGACGAUCCUUUGCCGAGCUCGACGUCCUAUUUGAGCGUGGGGUUAGUGCACGGAAGUUUGCUUCUACCCAGGUAGAUGUGUUCAGCGAAGAGGUAGCAACCAAUGUGAUUGACACAUAUAAGGAAAAAGACUCUGGGAACAUUGAACCCUAGGGUGUAUGAUGUCUAAAAAUUUUGAAUUUUGAACUUUGAAGCUUUGGAGCGUUGGAGCGUUGUUAUAUGUCGUUUAAUACAUAUAUCCAUGUAUUCAUAGUCUACCAAAUAUAUAUAUAAUAACGAAUGAACGUAUCAAUAUGUGAUUUUUCUUCCCGUGUUGCUCCUGUUUCUUAUCACUGUAUUAGAAGCGAGUCUGUCAUUUAUGGGCGAAAGCUAAUAGCUUUGAGGGAAGUUUACCCUUCCCCCGGCGGGCUCAAGGUUGAUAUUGUGGGUAUAACCUUCUGAAUACCAGGUUUGGUUUAGUAUCGCUUAGGGGCUCUUGCUAGCAGUCACUGAAACUAUCUUCCAGGCACAACCUGGUAUCAAGAUACUACAGUUCUAGACAGUAACAUUCCUCCAAACGACAGCUUACAACCCGGAACUUCAAGGCUGGUUCUUUGGUGGAGAGACAACCUGACAGGUUGAAAUACCGCCUGAGCAAGCGGAUUUCUAAGCUAUCAACUUGUUUCUCCAGGUAUUAUUGGGCUUCGCCGUUGCCAGAGAGUUCAUAUUCUAUGCAGUCGACGCCAACGCUCCAGGACAUCGAAGAUCAUCCCGUUCCCCCUCCCAGUGUUGCUUGCAUCUCUGACUUGUUUUGUCAAACUCGUUAUAGGCAGGUCUAGAAUCGACGGGAUGAGAGAUUAUAUCGACGAUUCUGGGGAGAGAUCGUUGUUCGGAAGUUUUCACGUUUUCACCCGAGUUAACGUAGACGACAGCGGGCUGAAUUUCAUAGAUUUGUUCCCGUGCAUUAAGCAGAUCUCAUUUCGACACCAAUAGUCCUUUUGAUCUCCAGGCCAUACCGUACCUAAUAUCCUCCUUGCCAUUUGGGAUUGUGCUUUUGGGCUUCUCGGCACCAGUGUGGCUUACCUACUUAACUACCGUGGCUCUCUUGCAAGGGCUUCAUCUGUACAGUUAAGUAAGUCUCCAAGCACAAAUUUGCCCUACAGACCGCAAUCAAAUGGUAACCAACGUGGCAAUAGAUCUGAUCCAGGCGUGAAACUGGCUGUUGUCGUUUCUUCGUCGUCGCAGGUUUCCCACGUGACCAUUGAGGGGCCCAGGAAUCAUCACGACGGACUGGCUGAACGUCAGGUUUGAAAGAGGACAUCCCUCUCAGCGUCGUCUCAGUGAAUGGCAAAAAAGGACAAAUUGGUGUUAAAUAAAUGGUUACAAAAGCCGAAAGCUGUCGGGUCCCCGCAGGCU
Trichophyton rubrum CBS 118892 is the source of this 3201-nucleotide messenger RNA. RefSeq lists its product as uncharacterized. NCBI's taxonomy places the organism in Eukaryota, Fungi, Ascomycota, Eurotiomycetes, Onygenales, Arthrodermataceae. The coding region runs from base 280 to 1959 and encodes 559 amino acids. The record is from RefSeq and is a predicted model, not a curated record. Gene Ontology annotation, molecular function: carbohydrate:proton symporter activity. Gene Ontology annotation, biological process: transmembrane transport; carbohydrate transport. Gene Ontology annotation, cellular component: membrane. The transcript is spliced from 2 exons.